AUGCCUCUCAGCUUGUUCGAAUUUAGGUACAUAACUUUACGCAGAUCUGCACGGGAACCAAAUCUUGUGCUUGUUGUUGAUGGUAAAGCAGAAGCACUUGCUCAGAGUGUCAUUGCUUUGGGACAGAAUGACGACGUGUUGUCGCGUUUCAUGAAGAAUCCAUACGCUGCGGCAUUAACUGGAUUUGGAAAAAUCACAUCGUUUAUGCAGGAACAGAUGAUUCCUGCACUGCUUGACAAUGAUGCAGUGAGUCAAGAAGAACAAAUACGUGCUAUACGAGAACUCAGCCAAAGGGAAGAUGAUGCAGCGAAGCUGAGGAUCAAUCUUGAUGCCGCAUCCGAGUUUGAACUUGUUACUCAGUUAGAGUUGCCUCCUCGACCUGAUAUCUACAGAGAGUCGCCAGUCACACAGGAGAUAUGGGAUAGAUUCAAAAUGGCUGAUGGCACUAUUGAUCCACAGAAUAUUCAUCAUCUGAAAAUGAAUGUAUUUAGAGGA
Messenger RNA from Strongylus vulgaris, 495 nucleotides. The record is from the annotation of a GenBank genome assembly. Lineage: Eukaryota; Metazoa; Nematoda; Chromadorea; Rhabditida; Strongylidae.